AAGUUACUUCUCUUUCUUUAACACUUGCACAUUCCUAAAUGGCAUAACAAUAUAUUAUCUAAGAUUACAAAUUUAAAGAUUGAAAUUGAUAUUUAAUAAGCUAAUAAUUUAUUGUCGAUUUAUGAUUGCACAACCAACAAUGACGUGUUGACACCAGAUUCAUCCACAAAGAGCAUCAAGAGCAUUGGCACAACUAGGAGGGACUUAGCACCCCCCAAAAAAAAAAAAUAUUAUCUCUUAUUGAUUUAGAUAUAAGCCCCCUAUGGGUUAUUUUAAAUAAAGAGUUUUGUUAGCCCCUUCCCAGAAUUUUAACGUUAGUUGCGCCUAUGAUCGAGAGCCCCUAGUGCAGGGGUUGCCAAUAAAUUAUCAUUUUUGAAGCGCCGUAACAGGAUUCUGAAAAGUUUUAAAAUAUUUUCAUAACUUGACAUAAUACAUUCACAGCUUGGUUAUAAUAGUAACUUAGUUAAUAAAUUAUAAGUCUUAACCACAGUUAUAAAUUAUUAUUAUUAUUUAUAUCUGUAUUAUUGGUGCAACUAGGGGGGUGCACAGGGACAGGAGCCUUGUGUACCCACAAAAAAAUGGAAGCCCAUCUCUAUUAUAAUUUGAUUAUUUUGAAGUAAAAAUUAUCAAUUAAUACGAAAAUGCUAUACAUUACCUAUAGGUACCUACUGUACAGUGUAUAUUGAGGAAUAUAAUAUAGGAAGGUACUAUUAUGUUCCCACUCGCAGCUAUAAGUUAUAAUAACAUAAUAUUAUGAAAUAAUCUAAAAUAGCUUAAUGUUGUAUAGAACAGGAAAUCAUAAUAAUAUUAUGCUAUAAAUUGAUGAAAUAUUAAAAUAUAGUACAUAAAUAUACAUUUGAAAUUGUUGUGUAUAUGUUUAUAACCAAUGGUUGAGGGUAUUGGUUCUGGGAAUUCUUUAAAAUUUGAGCAACUUCAAGAAUAUUAGUAUAGUUGCAACUAUGAUCAAUAUACUAAAAACUUAUACGUUUCACUUUAGAUGUUUUUUACCAAGUCCGAGAUACUCUGGGUGCAAUUUACGAAGUUUAUAAUUAGCUCUUGUCUCAUAGAUAAUAGAAGAAUAUUAUCUAUGAUUAAUAGCUGUUAGUAUAGGUGCCUUUUUUUGUGGCAUGGCGAUCAAAAUAUAGAUCUAUAUUAUAAUAGUUUAUGACAUGAACAGAAGAUCUUCUUAGUUCAUGGUUAAUGGUUAACCUAACCUAUAGGUUUAUGGAUCCAAAUUAGUACUAAAAUAGUGCUCGUAUUACAAUAGUUAAACCACCGAAUUCGGCCCUAACUCAAACACACAGCAUACAAGAACGGUGGUGAAGCAUAAAAAGUCGGAAAGUCCAUAGUUCAUAGGCCGGCAUAGAGCCUAUUUGUUAUCACCAAAUCUUAUCAGUAUCACCGAAUGUACAAUAACAAUAAUAUUAUUCUGCAUUUCUGAGGCAGUAUCAUCAUCAUAAUUUAAACUAUAAAGGGAUAUCACGGAAUAAUAUUACAAGUUUAGUGUUUUACAAUCCAUUUUAAAAAUAUUUAAUUUAAAUUACCAAAGUACCAAAUAAUGUCUUGUGUUAUUAAAAAAAAAUAUUUAAUAUAAUAAUAAAGAUUAAAUAGAUUUUUGAUAUUUAUUGAUCAUUGGUAUGCAUCUUUAGAACUUGUUCACUGAAUCUGUCAGUCGGCAGUUAUUUUUAAAUUGAAAAUGCAAAAGUUUACAUAAGCUAGAUUUGUUCAACUUCUUUUAUUUUGUUAAAUAGUAAAGACCAAUACCUACCGUGAUCAUGAAUAUCAGCAACCGCAUUGUAGUUACUCCGUUGGGAGCUGGUCAGGAUGUUGGACGUAGCUGCAUCUUAAUAACAAUUGGUAAUCGAAAUAUUAUGCUUGAUUGUGGAAUGCAUAUGGGCUAUCAAGAUGAACGGAAAUUCCCUGACUUUUCAUAUAUUACAUCUGAUGGUAAUAUUACGGACAUAAUUGACUGUGUAAUUAUUUCACAUUUUCAUUUGGAUCAUUGUGGUGCCCUGUCCUAUUUAACUGAACACCUUGGUUAUCAUGGUCCUAUAUAUAUGACACAUCCUACAAAAGCAAUUGCUCCAAUUCUAUUAGAAGAUAUGCGUAAACAUUUAGUUGAAUAUGAAGAAGAAGCAAAAUAUUUUACAUCAAGUGCAAUUAGAGAUUGUAUGAAGAAAGUAACUGCAGUGAAUUUACAUGAAGUUGUGACUGUUAAAGAUGACAUAGAACUAAAAGCAUAUUAUGCAGGCCAUGUAUUGGGAGCUGCCAUGUUUUAUAUUAAAGUUGGAAAUGACUCUGUGGUAUACACUGGUGACUUUUCAAUGACCCCUGACCGUCAUUUAGGAGCUGCUUGGAUUGACAAAUGUCGGCCAACAUUACUUAUAACAGAAUCAACAUAUGCCACAACAAUAAGGGAUUCAAAGCGAUGUAGGGAACGAGACUUUUUGAAAAAUGUGCAUGAAUGUAUAGAUCGUGGUGGCAAAGUGUUGAUACCAAUUUUUGCAUUGGGAAGGGCUCAAGAAUUAUGUAUUCUUAUUGACACUUACUGGGAUCGUAUGGGUCUUAAAGUUCCUGUUUAUUUCGCAGCAGGUUUAACAGAGAAAGCUAAUAGUUAUUACAAAAUGUUUAUAACUUGGACUAAUCAAAAAGUCAGGCAAACAUUUGUUCAACGGAACAUGUUUGAUUUCAAGCACAUUAAACCAUUUGAUAAGACGUAUAUGCAUAAUCCCGGUCCUAUGGUGGUAUUUGCAACGCCUGGUAUGUUACAUGCUGGCUUAUCGUUGAAUAUAUUUAAAAAGUGGGCUCCCGAUGAAAAAAAUAUGUUGAUUGUACCAGGUUACUGUGUCUCUGGAACUGUUGGUAAUAAAGUCUUGAGUGGUUCUAAAAAAAUUGAAGCUGAACCAAACAAAUUCAUUGAUGUUAAAAUGUCGGUUGAAUAUUUAUCGUUUUCAGCUCAUGCUGAUGGUAAGGGUAUCAUACAACUAAUAAAAAACUGUGAGCCUCAAAAUGUGUUAUUGGUUCAUGGUGAAGAAGAAAAAAUGAAAUUUCUCAGAGCUAAAAUAAUGCAAGAAUUUAACAUAAAUUGUUACAUGCCUGCUAAUGGAGAAACUGUAGAAAUUGAAACAGCAAAUAUACAUACAUUCAAUAUGAGUACAAAACUAGUUAAAGAAAUAUUAGAUGAUCAAUCAAAUAAUUUGGGAAAUGGGAAACGCUUGGUACACGGAGCAUUCCUUUUAAAAAAUGGUUCUUCUAAUUUAAAUGCCAUGAGUGUGAAAGAUACUUUCAAAGAAUUGGAUAUUCAACGACACACCUUAAGAUUUACUUGUACGGUGGAAAUUAAAGAAUCAUCUACAAUCCAAAAAACUAAAACUAAAUUAUAUGAUAUGCUGGAAAAUAAUUUGCCAAUUUUUAAAAACAAACUUACCAUGUCUGAUGGAUCAAUAUCGUUGGCAUCAAUUUUAGUGACUGUAGAAGAUGGUAUGGAUAAUAAUAAAAAGAAAAUUGUAAUUUCUUGGGCUAAUGAAGAUGAGCCAUUGGGUAAUCAUGUGCUUGAAAUGUUACAAAAUAUGAGCAAGUCUGAUUAAUAUAGAUAUUUGUAUUCCUUUUUGAAUAUUACAAUUCAAAUAAAGCUGAUUGAAAAUAAUUUUUAAA
Messenger RNA from Metopolophium dirhodum (rose-grain aphid), 3654 nucleotides. RefSeq names its product integrator complex subunit 11 (gene IntS11). Lineage: Eukaryota; Metazoa; Arthropoda; Insecta; Hemiptera; Aphididae. Gene Ontology annotation, biological process: snRNA processing. The record is from RefSeq and is a predicted model, not a curated record. Gene Ontology annotation, cellular component: nucleus. The coding region runs from base 1776 to 3587 and encodes 603 amino acids. The transcript is spliced from 3 exons.